Molecule: messenger RNA, 3363 nt
Organism: Oryzias latipes (Japanese medaka)
Lineage: Eukaryota; Metazoa; Chordata; Actinopteri; Beloniformes; Adrianichthyidae
Product: excitatory amino acid transporter 5-like
Biological process (GO): L-glutamate transmembrane transport
Cellular component (GO): plasma membrane
Molecular function (GO): neutral L-amino acid transmembrane transporter activity; L-glutamate transmembrane transporter activity; glutamate:sodium symporter activity
Source: RefSeq, a predicted model, not a curated record
UUUAUUUAUUUCACCUUUAUCCACAGUUGUCAUGGUAGAGAUAACACGUCAACUUGGGGUGGGGUCAUGGGAUAGCACAAGGGGUAUAUAAGUCUUGCCUCUGUCUUCUUCUUGUGCUGGUCCAUACUGUCUCUUCCCUGACUGUCUUCUGCCCUGGUUUCCUGUUUAGCUCACAGUGGAGCAUCUCCAUCUGACCUCCAUUCACUAAAAAAGUAUUGAAAAGAAAACCAACUGGACCAGAUGCCACAACAAAGGCUGGAGAGCUUUCCUCCCACCUGUCUAAGCCUCUUAGUCCUGUAAGUCUGUGUGGCUGCCUCUGCUCUUAUCACUGGCCAUCUAAUCCUUCUCUGGAAAAGGUUAGCUCCUCUGUGGACCUCUGCUUUGUUAGCGUGCCAGGACGACCCCACAACCUUUGAGGUGAUGGAUGAGCUUCUGUUACCGAGGGGUGAAGAGGAAGUGCGCUCGGACCAGAGUUCUUUCGCUCCAGGGGGCACAGAGAGGAAAAUGGGAGAGCGGAUCAAGUCCUUCUUCGUGGAUUCAGUGACGGGAGACCUGGUGAGGCGCGUGAGGGAUUUCUGCAAGAGGAACGGGCUGCUGACGCUGUCUGUGGUGGCUGUGAUCACCGGCUGCACGCUGGGCUUCACGCUGAGAGGAACCCAGCUGUCCUCACAGGCCAAAAUCUACUUCUCCUUUCCUGGAGAGCUGCUGAUGAGGAUGUUGAAGAUGCUCAUCCUUCCUCUCAUCACAUCCAGUUUGAUGUCGGGGUUGUCGUCUAUGGAGUCAAAGGCUUGCUGCAGGAUGGGUGUCCUCACCGUCACCUACUACCUGUGGACCACCUUCAUAGCCGUGGUAGUUGGCAUCAUACUCGUCAUCAUCAUCAAACCCGGCGUGGGGACAGAGAUGGAUAGCAACCGGCUGGGCGGCGGCCCUGUGAUGACGUCAGCCGACGCCCUGCUUGACCUGAUCAGAAACAUGGUUCCCUCUAACUUGAUCGAAGCCACAUUCCAGCAGUACAAAACCGACCUGAUCCCCAUCCUCAAAGUCCCGACCAGAACCAUCACACCCAAUUUUGUCUACAUUAUCCCUGACGACAGCAACCCCAACGGGCGCACGGUGUACCUGGAGCUAACUCCUCCCCCAGAGGUCAUGUAUAAGACGAGUCCCGGCACCAGCCAGCAGAUGAACGUACUCGGCAUCGUCAUCUUCUCUGCCACCAUGGGUCUGCUGCUGGGCAGGAUGGGUGAGCGUGGAGCCCCUCUGGUCAAUGUGUGUCAGUGCAUCAAUGAGUGCGUGAUGAAGAUCAUCAACGCUGCUGUGUGGUACUUCCCUUUUGGGAUAAUCUUCCUGGUAGCUGGGAAGAUUCUGGACAUGCAGGACCCGAGCACCCUUGGGAGGAAGCUGGGGUGGUACGGCCUCACCGUGCUGGCCGGCCUCUUUGUCCACGGCCUCAUCCUCCUUCCUCUGUUCUACUUCCUCCUCACCAGGAAGAACCCCUUCACCUACAUCCGCGGGCUGCUGCAGGCCAUGGUGAUCGCUCUGGCCACUUCCUCCAGCUCUGCCACACUUCCCAUCACCAUGAAGUGUCUGUUGGAAAACUGCCAUGUUGACCGGCAGAUUGCUCGUUUUGUUCUUCCUGUUGGAGCAACAAUCAACAUGGACGGAACAGCUCUGUAUGAGGCUGUGGCGGCCAUCUUCAUUGCUCAGGUUAAUGACUAUGAGCUGGACUUUGGGCAGCUGGUCACCAUUAGCAUCACAGCUACGGCAGCCAGCAUUGGUGCAGCUGGGAUCCCCCAGGCUGGCCUGGUUACCAUGGUGAUUGUGCUCACCUCGGUGGGUCUGCCACCCGAUGACAUCACUCUUAUCGUGGCCAUCGACUGGAUCCUGGACAGAUUUCGCACCAUGAUCAAUGUCCUCGGAGACGCUCUGGCAGCGGGAAUCAUUGGGCAUCUUUGCCGGAAGGACUUUCCUCUGAGUGGGACAGGAAAGCCUGUGCCAUCAUAUGGGACGCAAACUCCACACAACAACUCCCACAGCAUGGACGUGCCUUUGACCGAGAUCCACACGCACAAAGACUGCAUGUUUGAAAUGACAGGCGACUCCAUGGGCCAGGGUCAUGCACACACCGUCUACUACAACAUCUGUCAGGUGUGAGGGCCUGGAGACUCAGCAAACCCUGGCAGAGUUCUGAUAGGACUCAUUGUGCCAACAGAACUGGACUCCUUUGAGCCAGGCAUCGUGGUUCUGCCAGGGCGUUUGGGCUCAGAGGUGGAAGCAGACUAGUAUAUCAGAGGAUUAUCUGAAAGUGAUGCAAAAUCCUGCAGGAACAGGAUGCUGCUGAUUUGACCCAAGGAGAAUGGGCAUGUUCUUUACCCUUGUCACACACCUAAUACACUGAAGGAAAGUCUGUCACAAACAAGAUCGGGAUUGAGGAACUGAAGAACUGUCAUUCAACCCCCUAAAACAGUCCUUACCAUUUCUGUUAGUGUGAUGGCCUCCAUCCAGCAAGCCUUUUUCUUCAUCCACAGAGAAGAAACUACACUUUCCAUCUGCCUAUAGGAGUCUGGCUUCCUUUUUUCAAAAGGAAAAGGUGAAGAAAGAGUCCAAACAUUUCUCAUACAAGGGACAAAGAUCAUUUUUUUGCAUUUGAAAAGUCAGGAUUUUCUGUAAAAUGAAGAUAUCUGACGUGUUCUUGGACUUGUGGACCAAGUGGCGAUUCAUUUUUCAGACUGGAAGAGAAGUUCCAGCAGGAUUCACCUCUGUCUGAGUUUGCAGGAAACCAGAACCUCUAAGUACCAAACCACGGACUCUAAACAUGUCCUCCUUUUACUGGCUUUUCUCCUCUGAUAGAAACAGGGUCCUGAUCCAGGAUCUGAAUCAUUGUAGAGUCAGACCUCAAGACCAGGACAGGUUUCUUCGUAGAACCUUGGAGUCAACUGACCUGAUCGGUCAUUUCUGGACCCACAUGAAGGGUUAAAGUAAUGAAUGAAACCAAGUGCUCUUCAUCUCGCAGACUGGACCCUUCUCGUCCUCUGCAUGCAGGCAUGCGCUCUGACUGGCUUCAUUUGAAGCCGAUGUGCAUUAUCUAUCCUCUUGUUCUUGUUUUCACCCGAAAGAUUCAAAAUAUACAAUGUGCAGUAACAUUUGUGAGAAUUUCAACAGUUUGUUGUAGCCAACUUUGACUUCUGCCUCUUUUUGGCCAAAAUAACAUUCACAGUGGCUGCUGUUGAGUGGGCGUGGCUUAACACUAAUUCAGAACAGUUUUCCUCUGCUGCUACUGUAAAGAAGGGCACUUACAUCAAACAAUUGCAGUUGAUACUCAUUUACUUUACAAAUGGACAUAGGAAUAAGUGCUGAUGAUCAUAA